ACUUCAAAGUUCAAAACCAGAGUCUUUAAGUUUAUUCAACCAUUAAAGAAACCAAUUUUAGAGCUGGAUGUCUAAGUUUUUCAUCAAGAAUCUCCAGGGUAUCAUCUUUCCUUCACAGAUAGUAUAUAUAGUAGUAGUACACUAGUACUACUGUACUAGUAUCAUCACCAUUAUAUUGCUCAAUUUACUAGGUUUUUGAGUGAUUAUUCAUGGGGUUUUCUUACGCAAAAGCCAAGUUAAACACAUUCAAUGCGCUCUCAUCUUUCUUUUCAAAGAAAAAUGUAGCUUUUGGUGCAUCUAAUAAGAGCCGGUUCGUGCCAAAUAGUUCUACAAUCUUGGGUUCAAACUUUUCAAGGUUUAGUGUGGUUCCUGCUGUGGGCUUGCUUGGAGUUGGAGGAGUGCAACGUAAUAUUCAUCAAACAUGUCGUUUUCUUCACGUCACAAGGAGAUUUUACCAAGCAAGAACAGUGUCGAAUUCACUGAAUUGGUCAAUGCACGUACAAAGAUUGAUGAGAUUUUGUAGAAGAAAUUGGAUUGCUUUGUUCUUUGGUGGUUCUGUGGUUUGUACUACUAUUUGUUGUGCAAGAAUACAAAGAGUCCCAUACACAGGAAGGUUUCAUCUUGCUCUCGUUGAAAACAUCGAGGAUAAGUUAGGAGAGUAUCAGUGGCAGGAGUUUGAGAAGGAAAACAAAGGAAAUUUACUCCCUCUGUCAGACCCUAGAACUAUUCGGGUACAAUCUGUAGCAACAAAGAUCAUUGCUGCAAUGAAUAGUGGGUUAAGGCUUGGAACUGAGUUCAAGAUCAAUGGCCAUUUAGGUGCAAGUAGAGAUUUUGGAAAUAGAGCGGCACAAUAUUUUGGUUUUAAAGAUGCUCUUGCUGAAGCAGGGUUUAAGCAUAGCCAAAAGCGGGAUCGAAACUUUAUAUGGAAACCUGCUACUAAACAUUUGAACCAAAGAAAUUGGGAAGUGUAUGUGCUUAAUACUCCAGAAAUUAAUGCUUCCUGUCACCUUGGUGGAAGGAUUGUUGUUUGCAAUGGGUUGCUUGAUGUUGUAGACAAUGAUGCAGAGUUAGCAACUAUUAUUGGGCAUGAGGUUGGGCAUGCUGUGGCUAGGCAUAUAGCAGAAGGUAUUGUGAGGCUUUUCUUGAUGCUUUCCUCUCUGAUUGCUCUUAUUUAUGCUCUUAUAAAUGGCGAUUCAACUUCAAGAGGAAAUGUGGAUGGUCUUGCAAAGCUUCAAGAUAUGUUUACCAAUUUUAUGAGCAGGAGGAGAGAAGCGGAAGCAGAUUACAUUGGGCUAAUGUUAAUGGCAUCUGCUGGAUAUAACCCUCAAGUGGCACCCAUGGUAUAUGAGAGGAAGCUUGGUGGCGAGGGUGGUAUCCAAUCGACUCACCCAUCUGGAAUAAAGAGGGCUAAACUGCUACAGAAACCCAAAGUAAUGAACAAUGCGUUGGCUGUGUACGAGGAAGUGAAAGGUGGUGAGGGGGUGAGAAGCUUUGUUUAGAAUGCUUUUGUAAUGGAAAUCAUAAUGCUGUGCUUGCUUAAGAAAAUGAAUUGGAGAUGCAUUAUACAUAUUAUCAUUCAUUCUUCAAUCAUAAGUAUAAACCACCAACCAUACUUGUAUGAAUGAAUUCAUUAGUCUUUCAUUU
Messenger RNA from Quercus lobata, 1644 nucleotides. RefSeq names its product mitochondrial metalloendopeptidase OMA1-like. NCBI's taxonomy places the organism in Eukaryota, Viridiplantae, Streptophyta, Magnoliopsida, Fagales, Fagaceae. Gene Ontology annotation, molecular function: metalloendopeptidase activity. The transcript has 3 exons. The record is from RefSeq and is a predicted model, not a curated record. Gene Ontology annotation, cellular component: membrane. Bases 210 to 1499 code for a protein of 429 amino acids.